UUCCCUGCAAUUAAUGACUUUUUCCUUUUAGUGCUCAGAAAAAGACUCCGUUUUGCUUUCCUGAAAAUGGGGAGUCAAAUAAUCUAAAGGCUAAAGUAUCUAUUCAUGAGAACACUGCCCCUUGCAGUCUUUCUCAGGUCUUGCUCUCUAUGUUCAAUGUGUCAAAAGUUCACUGAUUUGUUUGUGGUUAGUCUGAAGUUAUAACUGCUUGUUUUUCUCUGUUUCUCUCUUCUGCAACUCGAGCUGCUUAUUGUGAACAUCAUACACUUCUUCAAUCCCAAAUUCAUUUUGUCAAAAUCAGUAUCAUUCUUCUUAGGUUGUGCAAGGUUAGAUGUUUACAGCUAGUCAUGGCGCCCUGCUUAUUAUUCUGCUCCAUGAAUACUGCUGUUCUGGUUUUGGGGAUGUUCAUGACCUGUUCUGCUGUCCUAGUCUAGUGCCCUCAAAUGUACACGUCUAGUUGUACAACUAUUAAGUAUUGAGAUAUAUAUCUUGAUCAUGAAUAAAUGUAUAGUUUAUAAAUGUUUCUUUUGAAAAUAUUUUUUAAAUUUGGAAGUUUGAUAAGCUCUUUAAGGAUACAAAUCAAACAUCAAAGUGAAAUUAAUUAACCCUCUAAUAAUAAUAGAAAAGCUAGAUUUUUUCAACUUUUACUUUGGCUGGAGAAAUAAGUUAAGUUUUCUUUUAUAUAAUAAAUCCUCCUACCAAUAUUUUUAAUGCUUCUUAUUAUCUACCUUUGGUCCUUUCUAACUGUUCAUCAGGCCAGACUUAAAGUCUCCCUAUAUCAGCUUGUUUUAUAAGAGGGAGGCGCAUAGAAAGAUAAAUUUAUUUCGGAUCGAAGCACAGAAAGACAUAAAAGGAGGUAAGCCAUGGCUUUGCAUGGAAAGCUUUUGCAACAAGUAGUGCUGCUACUGCUAAUUAUUGGGGUCGUAGUUUUAGCAGCAUCUCAACCCAAUAAACCGAGCUGCAACCGCACAUGCGGAUCUUUUGAUAUCCCCUACCCAUUUGGCACAGGCGAGGGCUGCUACCUUGAUCCAUCUUUUCUCAUUAUCUGUAACCACUCUUUCCAGCCCCCAAAACCAUUUCUGGGCGUUGAUAAUAUAGAUGUCCUCAACAUCUCUCUUGAUGAAGGUGAACUCCGAGUCUCAAACUUGGUAUUCCGUCUUUGCAAAUAUAAUAAUUAUCGGUAUCAAGAUGAUGGGCCAAGUCUCCGCCGGCACAUCUCUACCUUGCUCAACUUUUCGAGUUUUCGCAUCUCACCUGAGAAGAACAGUAUCUCUGCCGUCGGUUGCAGCUUUUUUGCCCACAUAAGUGGCUCGCAGGGACAACGAUCUAUGUUCAUGGCCGGAUGCGUAUCAUUCUGUGACUACGGUACCAUUUUGGUUAACGGCUCCUGCUCCGGCCUUGGCUGUUGCCAUUCUGCCAUCCCGAAAGGAGCAACGAACUAUAAUUUGAAUUUUGAGAGCAUUUCCAUUAAUGGAACCAUCAAUAACGAAUCAUGUGGUUUCGGUUUUAUAGGGGAAACACAGGCAUACAACUUUUCCACCUUAGAUUUUGAAAAUUUAACAAACAGGGCGACUGUACCCCUGGUGCUUGAUUGGGCAAUUGGAAAUAAGACGUGCAAAGAUGCUCGGAAAAAUAUGAGAAGCUAUUUAUGCAACGCAACGUAUAGUAAUUGUUCCGAAUCCAGCAACGGUCUUGGGUAUAUUUGCAAGUGCUCCCCAGGUUAUCAAGGGAACCCAUACCUUCCUGAUGGGCAUGAUGAUAGUUGCCAAGAUAUUGAUGAGUGCAAAGAUAGUCCGAAUCCCUGCCAUGCUACUGCAACAUGUACCAACACUGACGGGAGCUACAGAUGUACUACUCGUGGAAAACUCGGUCAAUCCAUGACCAUCAUUAUUGCCCUCGGUGUCAGCUUGAUAAGCCUCUUAAUCCUGGUUGUGGGAAGUUCAUGGGUAUAUUCAGUAAGGCAAAGAAAAAAGCAAAUAAAACUGAAACAGAAGUUCUUCCAACAAAAUGGUGGCCUAAUCUUACGACAACAACUCUUGAGUCACAAAGAAUCUGUUGAGCCAACCAAAAUCUUUAGUGUAGAAGAGCUUGAAAAGGCCACUAACAACUAUGAUAAAAGUAGAGUCCUUGGUCAUGGAGGCUUUGGAACUGUUUAUAAAGGAGUUUUAUCAUAUGACAAAGUGGUUGCCAUUAAGAAGUCCAAUGUUGUUGAUGAGAGCCAAAUAGAGCAACUUAUAAAUGAAGUGCUUGUGCUUACUAAAACUAACCAUAAGAAUGUAGUUAAGUUAAUAGGUUGUUGCCUUGAGACCGAAGUACCCUUACUAGUAUAUGAAUUCAUCACAAAUGGUACACUUUAUGACCAUAUUCAUGAUAAAAACCUAUCAUCCUCGCUCUCAUGGGAAAAGCGUCUGAAGAUAGCAUCAGAAACUGCAGGAGCCCUAGCAUACAUACAUUUUGAGACUUAUAUGUCAAUUAUACAUAGAGAUGUGAAAACUACAAAUAUACUUUUGGAUGAUAAACACACAACAAAAGUGUCUGACUUUGGAGCUUCAAGACUAGUUCCUCUUGACCACACACAAUUAACGACCGUGGUGUUGGGAACUUUGGGGUACCUGGACCCAGAAUACUUCCAUACUAGCCAAUUAACUGAAAAAAGUGAUGUCUAUAGUUUUGGUGUUGUCAUGGCAGAGCUACUAACAGGUGAGAAGGCAGUUUCCAUGUUUAGGCCUGAAAGUGAAAGAAAUCUUGCGAUGUAUUUUGAAAUUGCAAUGAAAGAGGAUCGCCUACUUCAAAUUAUUGAUGAUCGCAUUCUCAAUGAAGGUAAUUUUGAGGAAAUAAUGGAAGUUGCUAAUAUAGCAAAAAAUUGUUUAAAGGUAAAAGGGGAGGAUAGACCUAGUAUGAAGCAAGUAACAAUGGAGCUGGAGAGAUUAAGACUUUCGGAAAAACACUUGUUGAAAAAAGUUGAUUCCGACACACAACAGACUAAACACUUGCCAAAUGCACCUACACAUUCUUUGGGAAUUGAUGUUGACAUCGGCAGCUCUUCUAUCAGUACCACUGUUGCGGAUGACAGCAUGAGAAAUCAAGUAGUGGAACCAACAGAUAAUGAUGCUAGAUAAUUUGUUCAUCCUCAUCGAAGGCUAGCAUAGCCUAUCUCUUGUCGACAUUCAUCAUGAUCACCACUCAUCGAUAGGCAUCCACACUCAUUUUCUCCAGUUGUUUAUUUGCCCCUGACCACGGCCUACUAGUGCUACCUUACUCUCUCUUUCUGGCUCAGAACUCCCUUCUUUCCUCCAAUCCGACCUCUUCGCACCCCCUAGGUCUCUCUCGGUCUCCUUGUAUGCAUGUUUUAAGAUUGAAAGAAUGUGAUCAUCAUAGCUUUAUCAUGCAUGUUCAUGUACGACGUGGUUCAGUGCUGUGAUAUGUAUAUAUUUGAUAUUCUCUUUUGAGUGAUUUCAAUGUAACAUACGUGUUCUAUCUAUUGAUCCUUAAAGCUAUUCAUGUGAGUAUUUAAUGAAAUGAAGUAUUAGCCUUUUCACACUUUACAA
This is a messenger RNA of Carya illinoinensis, 3548 nucleotides long. Its product is annotated as wall-associated receptor kinase 2-like. Gene Ontology annotation, cellular component: plasma membrane. Gene Ontology annotation, biological process: cell surface receptor signaling pathway; protein phosphorylation. Bases 864 to 3119 code for a protein of 751 amino acids. Gene Ontology annotation, molecular function: protein serine/threonine kinase activity; ATP binding; polysaccharide binding. Lineage: Eukaryota; Viridiplantae; Streptophyta; Magnoliopsida; Fagales; Juglandaceae. The transcript has 3 exons. The record is from RefSeq and is a predicted model, not a curated record.